UAUCUUUAUGUAUAUAAACUUAAUACAUAUAUCCCGCGCAUAAAAAUUCCCUUGCGAACUAUAUUCCUUCAGAUUAUUAUUUUUUCAUUUUUAGAAAGUGACAACAUAAUAUCAUUUACAAUGUCAAAGAAAGCCUUUUCUGAAUUUCUAAGAUGCAAGAUAUGUUUAGACACCUACGACGAACCUAAAAAUCUUAUUUGUGGACAUACGUAUUGCAAGAAUUGUUUAGACAACAUUUUAGUCUUUAAAGAAGACGGAAGCGCCGAAAUCAACUGUCCCUUAAAAUGCAAGCUCAGUGUGACAACUGAUAAAGAUGAUACUACAUCUUCCUUACCAACGAAUUAUGCGCUCUGUGGCUUCAUAGGUGAUAUGCAGGAAAAAACAGAUUUAUCUUCAGAACAUCAGCAAUGUCAAAAAACAAAGCAAUGCAAUAUGAACAUAAAAUGGUUGUGUCGUACUUGUGGUGCGAAAAAUUGUGAUAAAUGCGAAAUUCUUCAUACUCGGCAUCACAAAUCAUUUACUGCAGUAACUUUCAAUAAGAAGUUGCAAGAAUUCCAACCAAUGUGUAAACAGCAUAUGUCAAUUGCAAACCAAGUCUGCACAGAUUGUGAUUGCGUGUUUAUUUGUGUAUAUUGUGCACAUCGUGAACAUAAUAAUCACAGAAAAGAAAGCAUUGUUGAGUUUGGAAAGGAAACAAAGGCUGGAUUCGCCUCAUUAAUAGAUGCAUUUAAAGACACAAAAAUUUUGAUGGAGAGCUUAACCAAAAGAUAUAAUGAAGCUUUGAUUAACUUUAAAAGCGACAGAGAAAAGUUGGUUCGUGAAUUGGAAUUAAGAAAAUUGAAACGAAUGGAACAGUUUCUUGAACUUUUGGAUAGCGAAGAUAAAAACAUAGUCAGAAAAUUUGACGAAAAAGUAAAAGAAUUUCAAAAAAAUGCAAUUGGAGCAGGUUACACAGAUUAUACUAAAGGCGAAAGGGUUUCAGAAUACAUCAAUACGGUUAACUCUAAAACUCUUUUUGAGCUAGUAGCUGAAAAAGAGGAAGUAGAACGACAACUUCGUGAUUUAACAUCUCUUCCAACAACUGUUCCAGGUUUUAAUUUACAUCUAGCUGUUUUAAAAGACCAGGAUUUCUACAAUAAUCCAAUGGGUGAAAUCAUAGUUGAAGUCAAUGAUUUAAGCACAGCUAGUAUAGAUUCUGGUGCCAAAGCUAUUUAUAAAAGCCAUAUCACGAAGACUGAAAGAAAAUGUAAUCAAUUGGAAUUAAAACGUAAAUUGAUGGUGCUAGCUGGAAGUAUAAAAGAAAAUGAAAGAACAACUAGUGGGACUGGUGCUGAAAAGAAGACAAAAAGUGAUGCUGUGCAAAAAAAUAAAGCGCUACAUAAAGGUGCUUACACAUUUGCAGAUGUUGAUGAAAUUAUUAAGAAUGGAGACGUAGAAAUGCUGCAACAAAUUCUCAUUACUGACCCAUUUAUCGUUAAAAUGAGAGAUUCCUUCAGAGCUACACUUUUGAUGAGAGCUGCAAGUUACAACAAACCAUCAGUAGCAAAAGCUUUAAUUGAUGCUGGCAGUGAUGUAAAUGCUUCUCGUUAUGAUUUGUGGACUCCAUUCCACAUCAGUGCAUUUCAUGGUCAUCAGGAUGCUUUAAAAGUUCUUAUUAAUCAUGAUGUGACAUGUAUUAACACGGUAAAUCAUCGCAGGAAAACUCCGUUACAUUAUGCAUGCGAUAAUGGUCACGUUGGAUGUGUCCAGCUACUGCUGUCAAUUCCAGGAAUCGAUGUGAAUGUAAAAACAAUGGACAAUGACACGCCAUUACAUGUUGCAUCUCGUAAUGGUUCUUAUCAAUGCGUUAGGUUAUUGUUAUCCACGCCACAUACGGAUUUAAACGCGCGAAGAAGUAGUAGUGAAACUCCAUUACACUUUGCAUCUUCUUACGGGAAUAUUGAAUGUGUUAAGCUGCUGCUGUCUAAGCCAAAUAUUGAUGUGAACAUACGAAGCAUAGUGAACAAAACUGCUUAUCAUGUUGGAAGUACGGAUGGCAUUAAACAAUUAUUAGAGAAACAUAAAAGUAAAUAAUAUAUGUAUUACGAAAUUUAAAUCAGUUUUAAAAAAACUCCGACAGUAGUCUCCAAAAAAGGCCUUUAAGAACACCUUUUUUUGGAUACGACUUAUUCUAAAAUGUCCUAGUGUGGAUUACACUCAGAUUAUGGUAUUGCAAGCUUUCGUUAAAAAAACACUGUCUGUUACACUUACUCUUAAAAUUAGAUUUGAUUAGGCAGAACAGAUGUAGAAAAACAGAAUGUUUUUAAAAGACAAUUUACAGUUUUACACUAAAAAUAAAGUUAAAUUUGUGAUAUAUUAUACUAUGUCUAUAAUUCAAGUACUUAGUUCUAGAACAAAUAUUCACAUUCAAAAUAAAAGUCAUUAUGUUUUCAUAACUUAUUAACAUAUUAACAGAUUUCCAAUCUCUAUUAAAAUAGCCGCAUUCCGUCUGUCUGUCUCUGCGCGGACCCCCGUUGAAUUAGAAAAUGAUGUUGUGGAAACACGAAUAUCAAAUGCGAUAUAUUUUUAUCCACUUUGUU
Hydractinia symbiolongicarpus is the source of this 2579-nucleotide messenger RNA. Its product is annotated as ankyrin-1-like. The record is from RefSeq and is a predicted model, not a curated record. Gene Ontology annotation, cellular component: nucleus. Gene Ontology annotation, molecular function: protein binding; transcription cis-regulatory region binding. NCBI's taxonomy places the organism in Eukaryota, Metazoa, Cnidaria, Hydrozoa, Anthoathecata, Hydractiniidae. The coding region runs from base 121 to 2073 and encodes 650 amino acids. Gene Ontology annotation, biological process: positive regulation of transcription by RNA polymerase II. The transcript has 5 exons.